GGUUGUUACAAAUGGUAUCAGAGCCGGACACUGGGCGAUGUGCCAGCAAGGAGGCUGAGCCAUGAAGCGGGAUGGACACGAGACAGUGUGCCAGUAAAGACACUAGGCUCCGAAAGGGGUGGAUUGGGGGUCCCACAUUGAUUGGAGAAGGGAACGAGUGUCAGCGAGAUCGUUGGGCACCGAAGGAGGGAGGUGGGGGAGGAGAACGAAACAUUGUUUAUAAGGGCGUGGAAACCUCUCUCUAGUGAACGUGUUUUAGAAACCUUGAGGGGACCGUUAAGUAUUCAUUAUCAUAACUAUUUGUGCUAAUCAUCUCUGCAGCCAACAAUAUCAAACAAGCAUAACUUCUCUCUCAAUCUAUCUAGAAUGACAUGGUAGGCUUUCUAGAUUAAACACUUUUUCUGAUAUAAGCAAUCAUGAGAUUCUAUCAACCAGUUUGGUUAAUGUUUGUUUGAAGAAAGAUAUGAGUAUCUAUAUCUCUUUUUAAGUAUGUCCAUGGAGGAUAGCUACACAUUCAACACUGUGUCUGUGCAACCUAAACUCGACACGUAUGCAAACUCAUCACGCUAUAAACUUCGACUUGGAGUUCUUCAAGAUCAUUCUAGGAAUCCACUGAAUUCCAACUCAUUAACAGUUCCUCAAAUAUCUAUACCUACUUUUAGUCCUCUAUUUAUGUCUCCUAUGAUGAGCUGAGUAUCAAGCCCUUGAAGAGAGCACAAAAAGAUGAAGUUAUUAGGAUGGAUGCACAACAAGUUUUGGCAAAGUGGAAUCGAGUCUGUCAAGGAUUUCACUAUUGCGAACCCAUGCAUGUGCCUAUCAGUACAAGCACUUGUUAAUGAUGAAGACAUCUAUUUGAAGCCAGAUUAUGGUUCCAAAAUCAUGCAGCUUCACAGUCAGGACUAUGAACAAUCAUCUUUUGAAGAAAAAAAUGGAAACUUAUCUAAUUCAUCUGAUUUCUUCCAUGAGUUCCUCACCAUCGGAACUCUCGGUUCCGAACCGGCAACGCCAACAUUUUCCUUGGCUUUUGAAAACAUGAUAGCGUUGCCAGACGAGGUGACAGAGGAUGAACUAAAACUGAUAAAUUUUGAGCUAGAAAAGUGUCUUAAAGCUGAAACUAAAGAAGACUGUUGCGAGCAAUCGCCCGGGCGGGCGAGUCAUGCUAGUAUUAUCACGCUUGCAGGUAAGCAUACAGAAGAUGAUGGGAAGACACUAACAUGUCCACUUCAGGGGUAUCUAUUUGGAUCUACAAUAGAGCUUUCAGACAAGAUGAUAGCCAUGAGUAAAGAAGAACCUUCAUCUGCAGCACAUGAGAGUUCCAAAGUGGAUAUUGAUAAAAAAGAGGUAUUGAUUAAGCAUUCAAACAAAUCUGCACUAAGCUUUGUGAAGAAGAUGCUGAAGAAAUUGCGUACUUCUUCACAUGGUUCUACCACAUAUGAGUCAAGUGAUUCAUAUUCAACCAAGAAGAAACUCCAAAAGGUGCUGCGUACAUUUCAUAGAAAAACACACCCCGAAAGCUCUACUGCUACGAACGAAUGUCAAAAGUCCCACAAGUACGUGUUCGAGAAUGCUUCUUUCGAUUAUGAUAUCGAUAAUGGACGUGCGAUGAACGGAGAGGAAGACCGGAUAAUGUCUUCUCAGGAGUUCAUCUCAAAAGAGGAAAUGCAUUAUUGGAAGACCAACUUAGGCUUGCCUCUCUAUGGGGUGGACACCAGUGUUUUGAGUGCAAACAAAGGGCAUUGGAUCAAGACAGAUGCAGAGUACUUGGUGUUGGAGCUUUAAGGGAAGAAGAAGACGACCACAAAGGAUCAGAAUGGUGACCACCUGAAGUCUUCUUUUCCGAACGGUUAUACGAUAGCGAUAGCGAUAUCAAUAUUAUUCGUAUCGUUGUGUUUAAGUGUAAUAGCAAACUCUAAGUUGGUUUGGCUUGUGUUGUAAGCUUCUACAAAUGGUUUGGAUUGUAUGAUAGAGUCCUUUGCAAUUUCACCUGUGAAAUGGCUAAGUGUUGUAGAUUAUGAACAGAAAAUGAAGUUCUUCUCUGAACAAACAAACCCUUUUGAA
Molecule: messenger RNA, 2058 nt
Organism: Cucurbita pepo subsp. pepo (vegetable marrow)
Lineage: Eukaryota; Viridiplantae; Streptophyta; Magnoliopsida; Cucurbitales; Cucurbitaceae
Product: protein LAZY 1
Biological process (GO): regulation of auxin polar transport; gravitropism
Source: RefSeq, a predicted model, not a curated record